Aptenodytes forsteri (emperor penguin) is the source of this 1695-nucleotide messenger RNA. RefSeq names its product syntrophin gamma 2 (gene SNTG2). Gene Ontology annotation, cellular component: dystrophin-associated glycoprotein complex; intracellular anatomical structure. Gene Ontology annotation, molecular function: protein binding; structural molecule activity. NCBI's taxonomy places the organism in Eukaryota, Metazoa, Chordata, Aves, Sphenisciformes, Spheniscidae. The record is from RefSeq and is a predicted model, not a curated record. The transcript has 17 exons. The coding region runs from base 1 to 1695 and encodes 564 amino acids.
AUGGUGCAGCAAGAUGUUGGUGCUGCGGUCCCCGCUGCAGUUCUUCUCCUUGUUGGGAAGGGAGGCGGAAGCAGCUGGUGGUGGGCUACGUGUCUGCGUGCGUAUGGAGGGCGUGAAGUGGGGGUUGUGGCCCCUGCCACGACUACUAAAACUGGUAUUGCAUUGUUGUAUGAUGAAGUAUCCGAAAAUGCUUAUGACAUCCGACUGAAGCUUACAAAAGAGGUAUUAACAAUUCAAAAACAAGAUGUCGUCUGUGUUAGUGGAAAUGAUCACAGUGCAAAUCACAGAACUGUUACACUUCGUAGACAACCAGUUGGUGGCUUGGGCUUAAGCAUAAAGGGUGGUGCUGAGCACAAAGUGCCUGUCGUCAUAUCAAAAAUAUUUAAAGACCAAGCAGCUGACCAAACAAGAAUGUUAUUUAUAGGAGAUGCAAUAAUACAGGUUAAUGGUAUAAAUGUAGAAAGUGCUACCCAUGAAGAAGUGGUACACCUACUGCGAAACGCUGGCGAUGAAGUUACCAUCACUGUUCAGUACCUCAGGGAAGCUCCAUCAUUUUUAAAGCUCCCAUUAGGUUCCCCUGGACCAUCCAGUGAUCACAGCAGUGGAGCUUCAUCACCUCUCUUUGACAGUGGCUUACAUUUAAAUGGAAACUCAACUAACACUGCUCCAUCAUCACCUUCUUCACCCAUAGCUAAUGAACCAAAAUACGAGAAGCGCUGGCUAGACACCUUAUCAGUUCCUCUGUCAAUGGCUCGAAUCUCGAGGUACAAAGCUGGAACAGAUAAAUUAAGAUCUAAUGCAUUUGAAGUGCUGGCACUCGAUGGAGUUAGUACUGGGAUACUUCAGUUUUAUACAGCCCAGGAGAGUGCUGACUGGCUGAGAGCAAUAUCAACUUACAUCAGUGAUUUGACACUUCAAAAUAUGAAAAUGGCAAAUAAAUGCUGUUCUCCCUCAGAGCAGGUCAUACAUAUGGGAUGGGUAAAUGAGAGACUUGAAGGAACUGGUUCAUCUCAGCUCUACAAAUUCAAGUUUCUGGCAUUGAAGGGUUCAUCCUUCUACAUUUUCAGCACUCCACCGGUAAGCACACUAGACUGGGUACGAGCUGAAAAAAUCUAUAACCUCUGUGAGGUUCUAUUUAAAAUUCAUAAGCUCUGGCUUGCUGAUGAUUGCUGGCUACAAGCAAACUUGUAUUUAGGUAUUCAUCAGGACUUUGAUCUUGAAGACCAGAGGCCAUAUUGUUUCAGUGUUAUGGUUGGACAUGGCAAGAGUCAUUAUUUCAAUGUAGAGCUGGGCAGCGAGUUGGCGGUGUGGGAGAAAUCAUUUCAAAGAGCGAUUUUCCUGGAAGUUCAAAGAACAGGGUCUAAAACAUAUAUGUGCAGUUGGCAAGGGGAUACCCUGUGUUUCACAGUCGACUUUGCUCUGGGAUUUACCUGUUUUGACAGUAAAACAAAGAAUGUGCUGUGGAGGUUUAAAUUCUCUCAGCUCAAAGGCUCUUCAGAUGAUGGGAAAACAAGAGUAAAACUGCUUUUUCAGAAUCUAGACACCAAACAAAUUGAGACAAAGGAACUUGAAUUUCAGGAUCUGACGGCAGUUUUACACUGUAUUCACUCCUUUAUAGCAGCAAAAGUGGCAUCUGUGGAUCCGGUAUUCAUAGACAGUCAGAGCAUUGCAAGAAAAUAUAUGUAUAGUAACUGA